Aspergillus niger is the source of this 561-nucleotide messenger RNA. RefSeq lists its product as uncharacterized. The coding region runs from base 1 to 561 and encodes 186 amino acids. NCBI's taxonomy places the organism in Eukaryota, Fungi, Ascomycota, Eurotiomycetes, Eurotiales, Aspergillaceae. The record is from RefSeq and is a predicted model, not a curated record. The transcript has 2 exons.
AUGGGCCAGAGACAUAAUCGACGUCGCACACGACCCCGAUCUCGAAACCGCAGCGCCAAUCCUCUACUUCUUCCGUCCCAACCUUUCCCACGACCUGUCAACCUCUGCGCUCCAGCUGUUUCCUCCGCUUUCGACUGUCCUGAAAUACCCGCCCCGACCUGGCACUAUGGGCAUUUGCUAGGACAGAAGCGUGAUCGUGCGCUGAGGAUGGAGGCUUCUACGCUGGAGGCGGAACAGUAUCGCCUCUUUGGCGGUGUCCCGGGCGACGAUGUUGGUCUCUGUUAUCGCAUGUUGGAGUACUUCGGUGGACUCGAUUAUAUCGAUUGCAAUUUCAUAAUUGUCGUCCAGGCGGUGGAAAAAAUAAUAUUUUCAACAAAACCAAAAAAGGGAAACGAAGGCAUACCCAAACGGCACGCAAACCUCAACCGAUCGCCAGCGGGCCCCAUCCCGACAUUAUCGAAAAUCAAAAUCCGACAUCAGCGAAACCAGAACAAUACCAGCCCUCGAAAUAAAAGCGCGAGAACCAGUUUUCAAUGGAGGACCCAAGUCAGUGACUUGUAG